UGUUACCCGGAAGUAAUAGUUAUUGUAGGAAGUUUUCCGCCAUAAGAACGACACGGAUUUAACGGACAAAAAGGCGGAAAGCAGAACGGUAUGGACUCUCCAGGCAGAAGUCAAAGUCCCAGUACUGCUCAAAAAGACCAAAAUGGAGCUUCAGAGGACGAGUCCAGUCCUGCAGCGGAGAAGCCUCAACAGGCCGACGUGGUUGAAAGUAGCCCCAAAGAGAAGCCGUCCCCUCAAGCCAGUCCUGCAGGCCGUUCCCCCUCCAGGAGCCCAGCCUCGGGGAGUGCUGCCUCCAGCAGCUCGGACGACAGCACUAGCAGUGAUGAUGAGGAUGAACACCAUGGUGCACUGAGGAAGUUAAGGAGCAGUGUGGCUCAGAUCAAAAGAUCAAAAUCCAAGUCCAUGUCCAGAGAGCGAGACAGAUCCAUUUCCAGAGAGCGAGACAGAUCCAGGUCCGGAGAGCGAGACAGAUCCUGGGGACGGGACAGAUCUCGAUCACAAUCCAGAUCCAGAGAGAGAGACAGAUCAAGAUCCAGAGGACGAGACCGGUCCAGGUCAAGAGGAAGAGACAGAUCCAGGUCCAGAGACCGAGACCGGGGACGCUACGACAGAGGACGCUAUGCACGGGAUCGCUAUGACGAUCGCCGUGACGAUAGGGACGGACGUUUUGACCGGUGGCCCAACCGGGAUGCAGAGUCCGAUCACAGGAGGAGGGGACGCUCCGGCUCCCCUCCAACAGACAGGGAGCCAGCGGCGACAGAGGAGCCGCCGGUCAAGAAGAAGAAGGAGGAGAUUGACCCGAUCCUGACCAGGACGGGUGGUGCUUACAUCCCCCCCGCCAAGCUGCGCAUGAUGCAGCAGCAAAUCACUGACAAGACCAGCCUGGCCUAUCAGAGGAUGAGCUGGGAGGCCCUGAAGAAGUCCAUCAACGGUCUGAUCAACAAAGUCAACGUGUCCAACAUCGUCCACAUCAUCCAGGAGCUGCUGCAGGAGAACAUCGUCAGGGGGAGGGGGCUGCUGGCUCGCUCCGUGCUGCAGGCUCAGGCGGCGUCGCCGACCUUUACUCACGUUUACUCGGCCGUCGUCGCCAUCAUCAACUCCAAGUUCCCUCAGAUUGGAGAGCUGAUCCUCAGACGCCUCAUCUUGGCCUUCAGGAGGAACUACCGCCGCAACCUCAAGCAACAGUGCCUGACAGCCUCCAAGUUUGUGGCACAUCUCAUCAACCAGAACGUGGCCCAUGAGGUUCUGUGUCUGGAGAUGCUCACUCUGCUGCUGGAGCGUCCGACUGACGACAGCGUGGAGGUCUCCAUCGCCUUCCUGAAGGAGUGUGGACUCAAACUGACCGAGGUGUCCCCGCGAGGAAUCAACGCCAUAUUUGAACGUCUCAGGAACGUCCUCCACGAGUCGGCCAUUGAUAAGAGGGUCCAGUACAUGAUAGAGGUGAUGUUUGCUAUCAGGAAGGACGGUUUCAAAGAUCAUCCAGUGAUCCCGGAGGGCCUGGACCUGGUAGAUGAGGAAGACCAGUUCACCCACAUGCUGCCGCUGGACGACGAGUACAACACCGAAGACAUCCUCAAUGUGUUUAAGAUGGACCCAGACUUCCUGGAGAACGAGGAGAAAUACAAAACCAUUAAAAGAGAUAUCCUGGACGAGGGCAGCAGCGACUCUGGGGAGGAUGGUGACGGCAGCGACGAAGAGGAGGACGAUGAAGAGGAGAAUGCGGCAGAGGAAGGAGAUGAGAAGGUCACCAUCUUUGAUCAGACAGAAGUUAACCUGGUGGCUUUCAGAAGAACCAUCUACCUCGCUAUCCAGUCCAGUUUGGACUUUGAGGAGUGCGCUCAUAAGCUGAUCAAGAUGGAGUUCCCUGACAGCCAGACGAAGGAGCUUUGUAACAUGAUCCUGGACUGCUGCGCUCAACAGAGAACCUACGAGAAGUUCUUUGGUCUGCUGGCCGGGAGGUUCUGUCUGCUGAAGAAGGAGUAUAUGGAGAGUUUUGAGGGGAUUUUCGCGGAGCAGUACGAAACCAUUCACCGGCUGGAGACCAACAAACUGAGGAACGUGGCUCGGCUGUUCGCUCACCUGCUCUACACAGACUCUGUGCCCUGGAGUGUGCUGGAGUGUGUCCGGAUGAGCGAGGAGACCACGACGUCCUCCAGCAGGAUCUUUGUUAAGAUCCUUUUCCAGGAGCUCUGUGCCUACAUGGGCCUUCCCAGACUCAACCAGAGACUCAAAGACCAGACUCUGCAGCCGUUCUUUGAAGGUCUCUUCCCUCGUGAUAAUCCCAGAAAUACUCGCUUCGCCAUCAACUUCUUCACCUCUAUUGGACUGGGAGGACUGACGGACGAGUUGAGGGAACAUUUGAAGAACGCUCCCAAGAUAAUCAUGACUCAGAACCAGGAAGUGGAGUCCUCGGACUCCUCCUCGUCCUCUUCAUCCUCCUCCUCGUCUGACUCCUCCUCCUCAGACUCCUCCAGCGAAUCAGAUUCCUCGGACUCCUCCAGCAGCAGCAGCUCAGACUCAGACAGUAAACACAGAAAGAAGAAGAAGAGAAAAGAACAAAGUGAGGAGAAAAAGAAGAAGAAGAAGAAAGGGGAGGACAAGAACAAGAAAAAGAAGAAGGACAAACAGUCGGACAAGAAGCGAGACGGACGCAAGAAGAAGGACGACGAGGAUGAUGAUGAUGACGACAGCGAUGACGCGAAGCAGGCGAGGAAGGACAGGAAAGGCCUCGCACGAGAGGUAGAGGGCGUGAGCGCCCGCCUGAGGUGGAGGGCGUGAGCGCCCGAGAGGUGGAGGGGCGUGAGCGCCCCCGAGAGGUGGAGGGCGUGAGCGCCCCCGAGAGGUGGAGGGGCGUGAGCGCCCCGUGAGGUGGAGGGGCGUGAGCGCCCCGUGAGGUGGAGGGGCGUGAG
Messenger RNA from Anoplopoma fimbria (sablefish), 2909 nucleotides. It is a transcript of the gene cwc22, whose product is annotated as CWC22 spliceosome associated protein homolog. The coding region runs from base 91 to 2778 and encodes 895 amino acids. The record is from RefSeq and is a predicted model, not a curated record. Lineage: Eukaryota; Metazoa; Chordata; Actinopteri; Perciformes; Anoplopomatidae. Gene Ontology annotation, molecular function: protein binding; RNA binding. Gene Ontology annotation, biological process: mRNA splicing, via spliceosome. Gene Ontology annotation, cellular component: catalytic step 2 spliceosome. The transcript is spliced from 20 exons.